This is a messenger RNA of Colletotrichum karsti, 1296 nucleotides long. Its product is annotated as extracellular exo-polygalacturonase. Bases 1 to 1296 code for a protein of 431 amino acids. Gene Ontology annotation, molecular function: polygalacturonase activity. NCBI's taxonomy places the organism in Eukaryota, Fungi, Ascomycota, Sordariomycetes, Glomerellales, Glomerellaceae. The record is from RefSeq and is a predicted model, not a curated record. Gene Ontology annotation, biological process: carbohydrate metabolic process. The transcript is spliced from 4 exons.
AUGCUGUACCGUCAUCUCCUGCCUCUGGCUUUCUGCCUCGCGGCCCCCGCGGCCGCGGACACCGCCAAAGCAACCAGGUGUGUCAUGGUGCCCUCCAAGGGCGACGUGUCGGACUCGCCAGCCAUCGCCGAGGCGUUCGAGAAGUGCGCCAGCAACGCCGAGAUCGUCUUCCCUGCCGGCGCCGAGUUCAAAGUCUACGAGCCUCUCGUCGCCAAGCUGAACAACGUGGUCAUCAACGUCCAGGGAAACCUCAGUCUCUCGCAAGACAUCCCGGCUGUUCAGAAGCUGGUCGAGGCCAAGGGUGGUUCGCUCACGUGGUUCCAGAUCGGAGGCACCAACGUGCAAUGGAUCGGCUCGUCUGAUCCUCAUUCCGGAUGGAUCAAGUCUCACGGACAGGCGUGGUGGGAUCUCAACAAGCCCGGUGAGGCGGGCACUCCCAACCGCCCUCAUCUCAUGCAGUUCAACGUCAACGGUGGUGUCAUGAAGAACAUGAAGUCGCUCAAGCCCAUUGGCUGGAACUUCUCCAUCAAGGGCAAGAACAUCACCAUCUCCGACACCGUCAUCGACGCACGGUCUUCGAGCAGCAACUUCCCCUUCAACACUGACGGCUUCGAUGUUGGCGCCACGGAUGUGACCAUCACCAACAGCAACAUCUUCAACGGUGACGAUGCGAUUGCUAUCAACGACGGCGCCCACAACGUCCUGUUCAAGAACGCGACAAUCGGCUUCGAGACUCACGGCAUGAGUGUUGGCUCUCUCGGAUCGAAGCCUGCCUCACCUGCUGAUGUGCAGAACAUCCGUUUUGAGGAUGUCACUGUCAAGGGUGGCCUCUAUGCCGCUCGCUUCAAGAGCUGGAUUGGCGGACAGGGAUUGGCAAAGAACAUCACCUGGAGCAAUAUCCGGGUCGACAACGUGACUUUCCCCAUUUUCGUCACCCAGACCUACUUCAAUCAAGCCAGCGCUGGCGGCGAGAGACCCAACAACUCAUCCGUGAUGAUGGAGGACUUUACCUGGGAGCACUUCUCCGGCAACAUCAACACCUUCAACCCGGGUGAUGGAUCCUGCACCUCAAACCCCUGCUGGUACAACGUUGGCCUGACCAGUCUUUCCCACACGGAAGCUGUCAUUGUGGAGUGCAACACCGAGAAGUCGUGCAAGAACUUCCAGACCAGGGACAUCAAGCUUCAGCCCCAGGACAAGAGCGCGGCGAAGAUUAUUUGCAUGAAAGCGAUGCCGGAUCUCAACCCGAACUUGGGUUUCGAGUGCACUAACGGCACAUUUUCUGCAACCAACUAG